AUGACUCCAGCUUCCAUAACCAAAGGCCUAUUUUAUGAUCCAUCCACAUCUCUGGACCUUUCCUACAAUGCUCAAUUUCCAAAGACUCAUCUAUAUUUUAUAAAGCAUGCUGGAUAUUUGGAAAAUGGCCUUGCACAAAUGUUUCCUUUAACACUGUACAAAGGAUACCAAGCACAGCUUGCUUCUUGUGAGACUGUGCACCAGCACAUGCUGGCUACUGCAUGGGAAAUUGAAGAAGCUAAGUGCUUCAUCAUGUUCCCCAAUGCCAUGCACACUGAUAAUGAAGACUGGCUCAAAUUUAUGGAUGAUCAGUUACAUAGCUUUAGGAGCCUUUUUUCUGAGCAUGACUACACAGACAUUAAUAAUGAUCAAGACUACCUUCAAGCAGUCUAUGAAGAUAAACACAAAAUUCUCAAGGUAAUCUCAUACCAAGCUGAGCAUGUGGUGAGGGUUUUAGGCUCACAUUUUGGCAAAACUUUCCAAUCUGAAGUUGGAGCAUCCAGAUUCUCCCCAUCACAACCUGGGGUUAUUGAUGAUGAAGAUGACAGUAUUAGCAGGGCAUCUAUGAAAUCCAAAGCUGAUGGAUCCAGAUCCCCCACUGGCAGUGGGGUUCUUGAUGACGAAGAUGAUCCCAAAUAUCUAGGAACUUAUGCAGACUAUACCACAAGCCUUGGCAUUUGUCCCAAAGCCUCAUGCAGUGCUGCAAUGUGA
Messenger RNA from Suillus subaureus, 711 nucleotides. RefSeq lists its product as uncharacterized. The transcript is spliced from 2 exons. The record is from RefSeq and is a predicted model, not a curated record. The coding region runs from base 1 to 711 and encodes 236 amino acids. Lineage: Eukaryota; Fungi; Basidiomycota; Agaricomycetes; Boletales; Suillaceae.